Messenger RNA from Homarus americanus (American lobster), 5935 nucleotides. It is a transcript of the gene mahj, whose product is annotated as DDB1- and CUL4-associated factor 1-like. The record is from RefSeq and is a predicted model, not a curated record. The transcript has 26 exons. Gene Ontology annotation, biological process: protein ubiquitination. Gene Ontology annotation, molecular function: protein binding. Lineage: Eukaryota; Metazoa; Arthropoda; Malacostraca; Decapoda; Nephropidae. Gene Ontology annotation, cellular component: Cul4-RING E3 ubiquitin ligase complex; nucleus. The coding region runs from base 172 to 4761 and encodes 1529 amino acids.
UUAGUGUGAUAUAUUAACCGGUGGUAGUGGAUGUUUUAUAGCAGUCUAUCCCAAACAAUGGCGUAAGGAGACAUGUGAAUGGUGGCCCCUCGAGGAAACCUUCUCCAGUCACACUAACACGUGGAUUAUACCUUAUUCACUACCUUUAGAGAAAAACACAGAACCGACACAAUGCCAAGCUCUAAUCGCGACAUCGUUCAGGAGCUGCAAGAAAUCCUUCGUUUGUGGGAGGAGGACCAGUCUGUUGCAUCCAAGGACCCAACACCCCACCUCAUCAAACUUUGUGAACUAUUUGAAAGAGAAACUUUUAACUUCCUUAAAAAAGACCCAGACCCAUUUGAUGAUCGCCAUCCAGUGACUUCUGAACCAGAAUGUGCUUUGGGACAAAUUCUACGUGCCCUCUUUAAAAAGGAAAAUUUUGUGACAAAAUUAGUUAAUCACUACUUGCGUGAGAAUUACUUUUCUAGCCUGGGCCUGACACAAGACUCUACAGACCUUAACACAGCAGCGUGUCGUCUGCUGAUAGACUUGCUCUAUGGCCUUGAUAUCCCUCAGGUAUUUAACGAAUCCGAGACAACUGUUAUGCGGCUGUUUUCAUGGGCAGAGAAAGGACCAGAACCUCUUCGCACUUAUGCUACCGGCCUUCUUGCGGCAGCUAUGGAUAUACCGGAGAUAGCAGCCUCUUUCAGGGAUUACAACACCCAUCUUGUACCUAUUAUGCUGAAAAGGUUGUGGGAGCUUAAAGAUAAAGGUGGUGGAGGGGAAGAAGACAAAAACAGUAAAUCACAUGUGCCAGAGAGACCGUUCGCACACCUUAACAGUGAGUCCAUCAGUACAGCGCCUCUCACCAACGGAGAAGAAGCCAAACAUGCGAGUGAUGCUCUUGAGUCCACUCCCAAAAAUAUAAAAAAUUCACACUCUUGUGCCACCCCUCCCAAAAACUCCAACACUAGUGCAACAUUCAACAUCUUUGGCUCCCCUAAGCAAGCUCGGGAAUCGUGUGAUCCUCUUCUCAACUCUGACUGCUCUAAUUCAUCUUGGGCAGAAUUAAGCAGCUACAUAGUAGGGACGUACCAGAUGUUUCCUAUGACUCGUGACACCCAGCAAAUAUUUGUCCUUAAAUAUCUCAGACCCAUUGGUGAAUACCAGGAGUCUCUGGGCAAUGUAUAUGAACACAAUGCUCUAGAAUUGAUCUUCCACUACAUGAAUGUCAGAAAAACUGGAAAUGCUCGCCUUUCUUUUGAAGGCUUACGUUUCCUUGGGUCUCUUCUCUUCCACAAGAAAUUUUGCCUGGAGUUUGUCAACAUGGGUGGUGUGCAAAAGCUUUUGCAGGUCCCCCGUCCGUCUCUUCCAGCAGAUGGUGUAGCACUUUGCCUCUGGUAUCUUGCUUAUUGUGAAGAAGCUGUUGAGAGAAUUUGUCUCCUGCCAGAUAAUGUACUUUGUGAAUUAAUUCGCUAUGCCUUAUGGCUUCUUGAAUGCUCACACCAGUCUUCUAGAACUCAUUCAGUCAUGUUCUUUGGAAUGGUCUUCCGUUUUAGAGCAAUUUUAGAAAGAUUCGAUGAACAAGAUGGCCUUCGUAAGGUUUUGAAUAUGGUGUCCACACUCUCCCUAUUCCAAGAUGUUUGGGAACAAGAUAUUCUUGAUGAACCAAAUGAAGUGCUCAUGUGGCAAACAGUGAAGCAAGUGUGUUUGAGUGUCAAACAUUAUUUUGAAUCUCACUUGGCUCUGAAAGUUCAACACCUGCAAAGGCUGACAGUCAGAGAACAUGGUUCAGCACAGCAGCACUCAUCACCAGCUUACAAGGCUGUGAAUGUGACGGUAGAAGUGGUUGAACGUAAUGUAGAAUAUCUAUUGGAACACCUUCCACAUAGAGCGAGAUGGAAGCCCGUAGAACAGCUUGUUUCCCUAAAAGGCGUACAGCUCUUACUACAACUAGUGACAAUGGUGCUCACUGAAUCCUUCAGCCCUAAGACAGAGACUGCAGUAUUUGCACUGGAUACACUGUAUGUGUGCAGUGUUAUGCCCAUCGUUCAGGGUGCUCUGUGUGAUAAGCUCACCACUCCUGCCAGUGAUGAUCUUCUCCAGACACUUGACCCUCAGGAAGUUCCAGGAUAUGCGAUCUUGGUAGCGUGUAUCCAUGAGAAUACGCAGUCCAUGACCACAUCUCCUGAGGUCCAGAAGGCAGCAUUAAAUGUCCUAAUAAAUUGUCUUUGUGCACCUAUCUUUCGAAAUAUCCUGCAGCCGGGAAGCAGUAUUGGUAGACACAGUGCAUCAACAACGCCGGGUAAAAAGAAGACAAGUAAUGGUGAAGACUAUAUCAAUAAGGCUUGGGACUGUGUUAGAACAAGCAAUGGUAUUAUGUACCUGCUGAAUGUCCUCCACAAGAAGAUGCCCAUCACAGAUGCUGACUGCAUCAGAGGACUUGCCUGUAGAGCUCUUGUGGGUCUUUCAAGAAGUUAUGCCGCCCGACAGAUCAUGAGCAAGUUGCCUAUCUUCACCGCUGGACAGUUGCAGUUGUUAAUGAAAGAACCAAUUCUACAAGACAAGCGGAUGGAACAUGUUAAGUUUCAGCGUCAUGCCCUGGAAUUAAUAAAAGCUGUAUCGGGACGCACCAAGCAUGAGGGAGAUGCUUCUACAGACAUAUCAAUGCAGAGUAUACACAGAGCAGACGUUGUGGCUCAGACCAGAAUAAACUAUAAUAAAAAGCAACUGCUACACCUAAUACAGACCCAUUUGGCUCAAGAAGGUUAUGAAGCUGUGGCUCUGGCCCUCCAACAAGCUGCUCACCUCCCACCCUUGCCAGUCUCUGUGCCGUACACAUCUAUGGGACCACCAUCAAGAAACAUGGUCACUCCGCCUCCAUCUGUCAGAGCACAUCGAAUCUUAGCUGGGAGCAGUUCUUGUCAUCUGUUUGGACCAACGCUGUGCAAGGGUUCAUCUCCCGCCAACAAUGCCACUUUAGCUGUAGCGCCGUCUACCCCUUCCCCGCCACCAGUAUCCAGUCCAUCAAAUGUUACCAAUGCAUCUAGUCCUGGAAACUUACACAUUAAACUAAACAGAGCUACCAAGAGAGACAGCAGAGGUACACCUUUGACAAACACCAACAAUAUAUGUCAUUUCAGUAAAAGUGAGAUGCUUCCCAGUACUUGUAAUAACUGUAACCAAGCAAUUGUGGGCAACAUCGGCAAUACUGGUAUGUCAAUGCCUGUAGUGACCAACACAGCACUGCUCAGUGAGCCCACAAUAAGCUUGAACAGAAUUGUUACAGAAUAUCUCAUGAAUCAGCAUGCACUCUGCAAAAACCCAGUUGUUACCUGCCCAACAUUUGACCUUUUCCAACCACACAGAUGUCCGGAGCCUAAGUCACUACGAGCGCCCCCAACUAACUUCACAAUGCGGUACACCAAGAGACCCUACAAUGUUCCCUUUACUGGUCUUGAAGGUUCAUCUAAUAAUAGAAAGUUUAUCUACAGUAGAUACCGACCCAUGCAGACAUAUAGACCGACAGAUGACGAUGAUAUUUUUCUCUGCUGCGAAUUCACACCUGAUGAUCAGUUUAUUAUUGUGGGAACAACACGAGGAGAAGUGAGAUUAUUUAGUAAAGGUGGAAGUGAAGAAGGUGUGUAUACAGUGCACCAGGGAGCUGUGUCCACUCUGGUUCCCCACAGCUCUGGAUCCCUUCUUCUCACCUCAUGUACAGGAGUCCAUGAAACUUCUCUCUGGAGCAUCACUGACCUCUUUGAUGAGAAGUACACCUUACAUGAGUGUCAACAUGCAGACUUCAGUAAUGCCCAAGAUAAGAUCAUAGGUACAAGUGAACAAACAGCAAAACUUUAUGAUCUUAAUACAAGUCAGGUUGUGAGUGAAUUUACACCUAAAUUAUCCAACCACUACACCGUCAACAAGGCUGUCCUGGAUCCCUGUGAUGAUUUAGUCCUUACUGAUGGUGUCAUGUUUGAUGUGCGCUCUGGUAAACAGAUUCACAAAUUCGACAAGAUCAACCCUAUACUUAAUGGCAUCUUCCAUCGCAAUGGCUUAGAAAUCCUCAGCUCCUCCGAGAUCUGGGACUUAAGAACUUUUCACCUCUUAAGAACAGUACCUGUGCUCAAUCUGUGUGAUGUUGUCUUUAACCACACCAACGAUGUCAUUUUUGGCAUCACUGUUGGGAAUCAUCCCGAUGAGGCACAAGAGAAUGCCUUUGAAACUUCAUUUAAGACAGUGGAUGCAGCAGAUUACUCCAGUAUAGCUACAGUUGAUGUUCGUCGAGUUGUCAGUUCCCUCGCUAUCAACAGAAAUGACACACAGGUGGCGGUGGUUGAGACGGAAAAUGGUACUGAUGACUUGACGGACGAUGCCGUUGUAAGAGUGUACGAAAUUGGCAUGACCAGGCAAGACGAUGAUGAACUACCUGAUGAUGAAGAUGAUGAUGAUGAUCUUGGGAAUGAAGAAGACGACUCUGAUAGUGAUGAUGAUCCAGAGCAGAACUCACAGGAUGAUAAUGAUGAGGGAAGCCAAGAAGGGGACGAUGAUGACAAUGAUGAUGAUGACGACGACGAUGCUAACUCAUCCACUACGUCCGAGCUUACUGUUCAGUAUAUUAAUGCUGAGGGUGAAGAUUCAGACUCAUCUGAUGCUGUGUACUUUGAACUGAAUGGUGAUGGAAACCCAUCUGAUCCAUCAAAUGCAUCUCUUAGUGCUUGGCUCCAAGAAAAUGAUGAGGAGGAAGAUGCUGAAGAUGAGGAUUAUGAGCCUUCAGAGUAAUUAUUCUGGCAGUUCACAUUCACAAUUCCAUUUGAGGGUUUAUCAGUCCGACCCAUGUGAGCUGUGUCCUGUAUUUAAUUCAGGAUACUGUUUGAAGAUUCUUCCAUAAAUGCUACAGCCAUGAGACAUCUAUGGGCAGUUUGUGGUAAAGGUUGAACACUGAUGAUUCAAGUAUUGGUUGAUGCAUUUUGUAACAGUUCAAUGUUCUACAUUAAUAUGAAAUGAACUAGAAAGGGGUUUGUGUGUUUAUCUAAGAAAAGAGCUUUAAAGAAAAGACGGAAACUUACAAAUUACCGAGACAUGUAUGUACGGGUUCACCUCGCUAUAUGUGACGGUAAGUGACUACUAGUUUACCAUAGACCUCAUAACAUAAAUAUGGGGUUAUGUUUCUGGGGGACAAUCUUAGUCAGAAUUUUCUCGCAAAUACUAAUUAAAUCUUGAAUUAGAUUAUUAUAAAUAAAUAUUUGGUUAUAAAAUUUAUUUUGAUAACAUUUACCUGAGUUGGUUAAAGAAAUUUGUGUAUUGAGGCAGGUCAGCUGGGGUAGCGAUUGGUGGAUCUAGUGAGACCAAGUUGCAAGCUUGCCUGCCUCUUCAUAUAAGGAUGGAUGUUCAAAAUAUUUUUUCUAAAAGCUGAACAGUUUUUGUUUACAUCUGUUUUUAUCAUUGGUUAUUAACAUGUUAACUGUAUAACUGUGUUCUAUGUUUGGAUCACACUCACUUAAGAUGGUGGGUUGGCUUUGCUCAUUGUAAACAGAUGAAAUUAAGCAAAUGUGGUACCACUGCAUAAACUGAUGCUGUGGAGAGGACAGAGAGCAGUUGUUGAGUGUUAUAAGGCUGCAUUACUGUCACAUAAUUAUCAAUGUUAAUUAUUUUAUUGAUUUAUUUUAAGGUAUUUUUUCUCAAGUUCAUCAACAUGUAAGUGAAACACAGUAUAUUAUUGCAAUGUAUAGCGAGGUAUACCUGUACUUGGGUUUAAAAGGAUUUUUAUUUUUUGUUAAUUGCCGGCCCCUAGUCAAAAAGGAGUUAUUGAUAUAUAAUUUGAGAGAAAACUAAAUAUAAUUAAUAAAAAUAUAUAAAUUUGAUAUCCUGUAAAACCUUGGUUCUUUAUAAGCUCUUAUAAGUAGGCCUUCUUAAAGUACAGUACACAGAUAUAAAUUUUAGUGCUUUAUCUUUA